Chanos chanos (milkfish) is the source of this 921-nucleotide messenger RNA. RefSeq names its product cyclin dependent kinase 5, regulatory subunit 1a (p35) (gene cdk5r1a). The transcript has a single exon. The coding region runs from base 1 to 921 and encodes 306 amino acids. Gene Ontology annotation, biological process: brain development; axon guidance. The record is from RefSeq and is a predicted model, not a curated record. Gene Ontology annotation, molecular function: cyclin-dependent protein serine/threonine kinase activator activity; protein kinase binding. Gene Ontology annotation, cellular component: cytoplasm; protein kinase 5 complex; growth cone. NCBI's taxonomy places the organism in Eukaryota, Metazoa, Chordata, Actinopteri, Gonorynchiformes, Chanidae.
AUGGGCACUGUCCUGUCACUCUCCCCAAGCUACCGCAAGGGUGCUCUCUGCGAAGAUGGACCAGCCACCGUAGGCCACUACACAGCUGUGGAAAACAGCAAGAACGCAAAGGACAAGAGCCUAAAACGGCAAUCAAUCAUUAGUGUCUUGCCAUGGAAGCGUAUUGCAUCUGUCUCAGCCAAGAGAAAGGGCUCUAAAAAACUUCCCUCGGUAGACAGUCGAGAUGAAGGCAGCGUGGGCAACCUCAACAUUGAGAACUUGAAGAAAUCGCAAUCCUGUGCCAACAUCUCCACCCUCACCCAGGACCCUGUUGUUAGCAUUCUGCCUGUAUCCAAGACCUCAGCCAGUGUGGUGUCAACUGUCAAGAGGACUACGAUCACCACCUCCACAGUACAGGCCAACAAUGCGGGCACCCCCAAGAGAGUGAUUGUACAGGCGUCCACCAGUGAGCUACUGAGGAGCCUGGGUGAGUUCCUGUGCAGGCGCUGCUAUCGGCUGAAGCGGCUGUCGCCAGCAGACCCGGUGCUGUGGCUGCGUAGUGUGGACCGUUCUCUCCUGCUCCAGGGCUGGCAGGACCAGGGGUUCAUCACACCCGCCAAUGUGGUCUUCCUCUACAUGCUAUGUCGUGAUGUCAUUUCAACUGAGGUAAACAGCGAGCGUGAGCUCCAGGCCUCUCUGCUCACUUGCCUUUACCUGUCCUAUUCCUACAUGGGCAAUGAGAUCUCUUACCCACUCAAGCCCUUCCUUGUGGAGGCUGAGAAGGAGGUUUUCUGGGAUCGCUGCCUGGAGAUCAUAAACCUUAUGUGCACCAAGAUGCUGCAGCUCAACUCUGACCCACACUACUUCACACAAGUCUUUGCCGACCUGAAGAACGAGAGCCAGAAGGAGGAGGAGAACCGGCUGUUGAUUAAUGUGGAUUGA